Molecule: messenger RNA, 1520 nt
Organism: Sesamum indicum (sesame)
Lineage: Eukaryota; Viridiplantae; Streptophyta; Magnoliopsida; Lamiales; Pedaliaceae
Source: RefSeq, a predicted model, not a curated record
GCUAUCAAUACCAAUGUUUUCGGUGGUUUUCUGCAUCGGAGGUGUUCUGGUUAUCAUCAUCACUCACUGGCUUUAUACUUGGUGGAAUCUCAGGUGCAGUGGAGUCCUCCCGCCAGGUUCAAUGGGCUGCCCAUUCCUUGGGGAGACUCUUCAGUUCUUUGCUCCGAGCAACUCUUUUGAUAUUCUACCUUUUGUGAAGAAGAGGAUCCAAAGAUAUGGUCCUAUUUUCAAGACAAGUUUAGUGGGACGACAAGUCAUAGUAUCCACUGAUGCAGAUCUUAAUUACUUCAUCUUUCAACAAGAGGGACAGUUAUUCCAAAGCUGGUAUCCAGAUAGCUUCACAGAAAUAUUUGGGAGGCAAAAUGUAGGUUCUGUGCAUGGGUUCAUGUACAAGUACCUUAAGAACAUGGUGCUGAAUUUGUUUGGUCCAGAGAGCCUAAAAAAGAUGCUUCCAGAGGUUGAACAAGUAUCAAAGCAGAACAUAAGAAGGUGGUCAAGCCACACUUCUGUUGAAAUGAAGGAAGCAACUGCACAGAUGAUAUUUGACUUCACUGCAAAAAAGUUAAUUAGUUAUGAUUCAGAAAAAUCCUCCGAUAAUCUGAGGGAAAGUUUUGUAGCUUUCAUACAGGGCUUAAUCUCUUUCCCAUUGAACAUUCCAGGAACAGCCUACAGCAAAUGCUUACAGGGAAGAAAGAAGGCAAUGAAGAUGCUGAAAACCAUGCUACAGCAGAGGCGGGAAAGGCCACGAAAAAUAGGAACUGAUUUCUUUGAUUAUGUGUUGGAAGAACUUCAGCGAGAGGAUACAUUACUCAAGGAGGCAAUUGCUCUGGAUUUGAUGUUCGUGUUACUCUUUGCCAGCUUUGAAACUACCUCCUUGGCACUCAUUCUCGCAAUCAAGUUUCUAGUAGACCAUCCCCUGGCAAUAAAAGAACUAACCGAAGAACACGAGGCAAUUAUUAGAAGAAGAGAGAAUCCUGAUUCUAGACUGACAUGGGAGGAGUACAAAUCAAUGAAAUUCACAUUUCAGUUUAUCCAUGAAACAGUCAGAUUGGCAAAUAUAGUUCCUGGAAUUUUCAGAAAAGCAUUGAGGGAUACCAAAUUUAAAGGAUAUACCAUUCCAGCUGGUUGGGCGGUGAUGGUAUGUCCUCCAGCUGUGCACUUGAAUCCCGCCAGACAUACAAAUCCCCUUGAAUUCAAUCCUUGGAGAUGGGAGGGAGUAGACACAAAUGCCGCAUCAAGAAACUUCAUGGCCUUUGGAGGUGGUAUGAGGUUCUGUGUUGGAACAGAUUUCAGUAAGGUCCAAAUGGCUGUCUUUCUUCAUUGCUUGGUAACCAAGUACAAGUGGGAAGCAAUCAAAGGAGGAGACAUUCUUCGGACUCCUGGUUUACAAUUUCCUAAUGGUUAUCACAUUCAUAUCUCUGAAAAAGAGAAGUACAAGCAAGAAAGUCAGACAAGAAUACUGUCCGCAACUCAUUUGGGUUGCUAAAGGCGUGAUGAAAUCAGCACUCUAGUUCAGCCUC